Molecule: messenger RNA, 619 nt
Organism: Xenopus laevis (African clawed frog)
Lineage: Eukaryota; Metazoa; Chordata; Amphibia; Anura; Pipidae
Product: ubiquitin carboxyl-terminal hydrolase 17-like protein D
Exons: 4
Coding region: 104-619 (171 amino acids)
Source: RefSeq, a predicted model, not a curated record
ACCCACAAAAAUGAGACUGUUGAUAAAUAGGCCCCCCAAGAGUAGGUCAGGGUAUAAAAAAAAGUAAAUGUUCAUUUGAAACUUUUCCUUUGAUGGAUGUUUAAUGGCUACAAAGGUUGGUGCUAAUCAGACAUUGUGUUUCUUGUAUCUUUCUAGGUGUCAUCAAAUGGUUACGGCAUUUAAAACAGUUACUGUUCACCAACCAUCCAAUGUGCUAACCCUGUGCCUAAACAGGUUCGACAUUUUCAGUAAUAGGAAGAUUAAAAAGAGUGUAGCGUAUCCGGAAUGUCUUGAUCUCCGGUGUUACACCUCAGAGCCAAAUGGAACACCAAUUCUUUACAAUUUGUAUGCCGUUCUUGUCCACGCUGGAACAACCUGCAAUAGUGGACAUUAUUUCUGCUAUGUGAAGGGCCCCAAUGGAAACUGGUACAAAAUGAACGACAAUUCUGUGACAUCUGUAGACAUCAAGAUAGUGUUGAAGCAGGAGGCCUACCUGCUGUUCUAUAUCAGAACCCCGGAUAACCAGACAUGCACAGUAUCGUCUACAGCUGAUUCUGAACAGCAAAUCACUACCAAGCAACGUGGCAUUUCAUCUACAGCUGAUUCUGAACAGCCCUAA